AUGCAACACAACUUUUCUUUUAAUUCAACAGCCAAUGAUUGCAGCAACUACAGUGUUAAUCAUGUGCUUGGCAUUUCAAUUCAGUUGACUAGAAUAGUCGUCCUUGUUCCCAUCUACACCCUGGUUUUUUAUCUUGGCCUCCAACAAUGGAGACAACACCACUCCUUCUCAACAGCCAGCCACUUUGAUAUCUUCACCUACAAUAUGGCUGCCCUACAGUUAAUCUGGGUUUGGGCUUCAGUCAUUUCAAUAUUAAGUUCAUUCACUGGAAUCCCACAGACAGUUGAAAUGUUCCCUUUUCUGUUUUGCAUCGCUUGGUUUGGAGAGAACUUCUUUCACGUCCUGACUUGUCUGGAGAGAUACCUGGCUGUUGUCCACCCCAUCACCUACAUGAGGCUGAGAAAGGCUCGUGGAAUCAGGAUCAGGAACAUUAGCAUAGUCUGUGUUUGGGUUCUGACACCUUUGCUGAGCGGCCUUGUUUAUGUGAACUUUCACCCUCAGUUCCUAGUCAGUUUUCUGACCCCUUUUGGCGUCUGUUUGGCUGCUGUGACUUUCUGCAGCUUCUCUGUUCUCUAUGUUCUGAUUCGUCCUGGUCCUGGAGAGGGAGGCCGGAAUGGGGGACGGGUUGACCGAUCAAAACUAAGAGCUUUCAUCACCAUCACUGUGAUAUUGGUGGUGCUAUGGCUGUGGUUGGGUGGGAUUCUUGUGUCCUACACUCUUUAUGGCUCUUAUCUUGUGGGUAUGGAUGUCAAGUGUUCGUUAAUGACGUGUGUUUAUGUGUUCAACAUUCCUAGUUCGAUGGUCUCACCUCUGCUGUAUCUACACAGGGCAGGAAAACUGUCAUGUUCCUGGUACAGUAAAGGCUGA
This is a messenger RNA of Xyrichtys novacula (pearly razorfish), 867 nucleotides long. The record is from the annotation of a GenBank genome assembly. NCBI's taxonomy places the organism in Eukaryota, Metazoa, Chordata, Actinopteri, Labriformes, Labridae.